AUGAAAGACGUUCUCUCCGUGGAAUUCUCAACUGAUAACCGUCAAAUCAUGUCUGCUUCUCGUGACGGUACGAUCAAGCUGUGGAACACGCUUGGAGAGUGUAAGUACACGAUCUCCGACCAAGGUGAGGGACAUAAGGAUUGGAUGAACACUCUUGCUGGGCAUUCUGGUUACCUGAACACUGUGGCUUUGUCGCCUGAUGGUUCUAUGUGUGCUAGUGGUGGGAAAGAUGGUACGGUCUUGCUUUGGGAUAUGGCUGAAGGGACGACGCUUUGCUCUCUUGAGGCUGGCUCGAUUAUUCACUCUUUAUGA
Brassica napus (rape) is the source of this 312-nucleotide messenger RNA. RefSeq names its product receptor for activated C kinase 1B-like. Gene Ontology annotation, molecular function: translation regulator activity; protein kinase C binding; ribosome binding. Gene Ontology annotation, biological process: rescue of stalled cytosolic ribosome; positive regulation of protein phosphorylation. Bases 1 to 312 code for a protein of 103 amino acids. The record is from RefSeq and is a predicted model, not a curated record. Lineage: Eukaryota; Viridiplantae; Streptophyta; Magnoliopsida; Brassicales; Brassicaceae. The transcript has 2 exons. Gene Ontology annotation, cellular component: cytosol; nucleus.